Physeter macrocephalus (sperm whale) is the source of this 2056-nucleotide messenger RNA. It is a transcript of the gene THPO, whose product is annotated as thrombopoietin. The record is from RefSeq and is a predicted model, not a curated record. The transcript is spliced from 6 exons. Gene Ontology annotation, molecular function: cytokine activity; hormone activity. Lineage: Eukaryota; Metazoa; Chordata; Mammalia; Artiodactyla; Physeteridae. Gene Ontology annotation, biological process: positive regulation of hematopoietic stem cell proliferation; positive regulation of ERK1 and ERK2 cascade; thrombopoietin-mediated signaling pathway. Gene Ontology annotation, cellular component: extracellular region. Bases 394 to 1455 code for a protein of 353 amino acids.
UCCAGGUCCCGCGCGGGUGGGAGGAGAAGGCGUCACUUCCGGGGGCCAUUGCCAGUGUCUAGUGGCUCCCUGCUCUCUGAUUGGGCAGAAGUGGCCCGGGCAGGCGUGUGACCCCACUGCCCUGGAGGGGCUAUGCCCCAACGCCACCUGUUUUCCUACCCAUCUGCUCCCCAGAGUGCCGCCUGCUCCGCACCUGGGUCCUGGAGCCCUUCUCCACCCGGAUAGAUUCUAGACCCUCCUCCUUGGCCCACCUGUGCCCCACCUGUGCCCCACCUGUGCCCCACCCCACUCUGCCCAGAAGUGCAAGAGCCCAAGCCGCCUCCAUGGCCUCAGGACGGAUUCAGGGGAGAGGCCCCAUACAGGGAGCCACUCCAACCAGACAGCCUGGCCAGAAUGGAGCUGACUGAAUUUCUCCUCGUGGUCAUGCUUCUCCUAACUGCAAGACUAACUCUGUCCAGCCCGGCUCCUCCUGCCUGUGACCCCCGACUCCUAAAUAAACUGCUUCGUGACUCCCAUGUCCUUCACAGCAGACUGAGCCAGUGCCCAGACGUUAACCCUUUGUCCACACCCGUCCUGCUGCCUGCUGUGGACUUCAGCUUGGGAGAAUGGAAAACCCAGACAGAGCAGACCAAGGCACAGGACGUUCUGGGAGCCGCGAGCCUUCUGCUGGAGGCAGUGAUGGCAGCGCGGGGACAGCUGGGACCCACUUGCCUCUCAUCCCUACUGAUGCAGCUUUCUGGACAGGUCCGCCUCCUCCUUGGGGCCCUGCAGGGCCUCCUAGGAACCCAGCUUUCUGCACAGGGCAGGACCACAGCUCACAAGGAUCCCAGUGCCAUCUUCCUGAGCUUCCAACGACUGCUCCGAGGAAAGGUGCGUUUCCUGCUGCUUGUAGUGGGACCCACCCUCUGUGCCAAGCGGGCCCCACCUACCACAGCUAUCCCGGGGAGCACCUCUCCAUUCCUCACACUGAACAAGCUCCCAAACAGGACUUCUGGAUUGUUGGAGACAAACUCCAGUGUCUCAGCCAGAACUACUGGCUCUGGACUUCUGAACAGGCUGCAGGGAUUCAGAGCCAAGAUUCCUGGUCUGCUGAACCAAACCUCCAGGUCCCUAGACCAAAUCCCUGGACACCUGAACAGGACACAUGGACCCCUGAGUGGAAUUCACGGACUCUUUCCUGGACCCACACCCAGGGCCCUAAGAGCCCCGGAUAUUCCUCCGGAAACUUCAGACAUGGACUCCCUGCCACCCUACCUCCAGCCUGGAGAGUCUCCUUCCCCAGCCCAUCCUCCUCCUGGACAGUACACACUCUUCUCUCCUUCACCGACCUUGCCCAUCCCCACGGUCCAGCUCCAACCCCUGCUUCCUGACCCCUCUGCUAUCACACCCAACCCUACCAGUCGUCUUCUAGUUGCAGCCCACUCUCACUUCCGGAAUCUGUCUCAGGAAGAGUAAGGUACUCAGGCACUGCCGACAUCAGCAUGGCCUCCCAAGUACAAUCCCCUUACUCGGAGGAGAGGCCCUGGGAGACAACUGCAGCUAUACAGGCAUACCUCAUUUUACUGCGCUUCAUUUUAUUAUGCUUUACAGAUACUGCAUUUUUUACAAAUUGAAGGCUUGUGGCAACCCUGUGUUGUCAGAUGAUGGUUAGCAUUUUUUAGCAAUAAAGUAUUUUUGAAUGAAGGUAUGUACAUUGCUUUUUUUUUUUUUUAGACAUAAUACUAUUAUGGUUAAUAGACUACAAUAUCAUGUAAACAUAACUGGGAAACCAAAAAAAAAACAAAAAAUUUGUGUGACUCGCUUUAUUGUGAUAUUCACUUUAUUGUGGUGGUCUGGAACUGAACCCGCAAUAUCUCCGAGGUAUGCCUUUACCAGAUUUCCUGCUUUCACCUGAAACCCAAAGCCCUGGUGAAGGGAGACAUGCAGGACAGAAAAAGUAUAAUUUUUUACUACAUGCCAUAAAACUACAAAAGCUAUUUUUUUUAACUAUUAAUAAUGUUCACCAGAGCAGUUAGUUAUCUCUGGUCUAUUUUCUGCACAAAUUUAUAACUUACUA